This is a messenger RNA of Sycon ciliatum, 1784 nucleotides long. RefSeq names its product small glutamine-rich tetratricopeptide repeat-containing protein alpha-like. The coding region runs from base 155 to 1126 and encodes 323 amino acids. NCBI's taxonomy places the organism in Eukaryota, Metazoa, Porifera, Calcarea, Leucosolenida, Sycettidae. Gene Ontology annotation, cellular component: TRC complex; membrane. Gene Ontology annotation, biological process: post-translational protein targeting to endoplasmic reticulum membrane. The record is from RefSeq and is a predicted model, not a curated record. Gene Ontology annotation, molecular function: molecular adaptor activity; protein binding. The transcript has 13 exons.
GUAAAUGUCGUUCAAAGAAUCAAACUUUCGAGUUGAAAAUAAAUCUACCCAUCAGCAAAAUCAGCAGUGCAAUUGAGGAAGAUUAUCCUUGAUCAGUUCUUGAAUUCUUUGUUCACCUGAAGUUAGCUAGAAACAACUAUUGUACCUAAGCAGGAUGGAGGUUGGAGAUAACAGACGACGAUUAAUCUUCUCCUUGAUGCGCCUUUUGGAGGAUGAUUGUAACAAGUGUACAAGUGAUGUCAGGGAGAGUCUAGAAGUGGCAAUGCAGUGUAUUGGAGAAGUGUACGGAGUGCAGUCACAAGACCAGCACCAAGCCAGCAGACUGGGAGUGCAAUUUGACCUGCAGACUGUUUUCGACAAGGCGGCAGAGAAAGAAUGUACGCUGACAGAGGAACAGAAAGCAGAAGCACAGCUUCUCAAGGAAAAAGGCAAUGACCUCUUGCGCAAAGGAGAGUUUCAGCAGGCCGUCGAUAUGUAUAGUAAAGCGAUUGCCGUCGACAGGAACAAUGCUAUUUAUUUCUCAAACAGAGCUGCAGCGUACGCUAAACUACAGCAGCAUGACCGCGUGGUUGAAGACUGCCAGGAGGCGAUUAGAAUAGACCCGGCAUACAGCAAAGCACAUUCUCGACUCGGAAAUGCACUCAACAUGCUGGGACGCAAAGCUGAAGCCGUAGAGUCUUUCAAGAAGGCAGUGGAAUUGGACCCUUCCAACCAGGCCUACAAAGACACUUUGGACACCGUUAAUGCAGAGAUGCAGUCACAGCAGAGUGCAGCACCAGCUGGUGCAGGUGGAAUGCCUGCUGGCAUGCCAGAUUUGAAUGGAGUUGACUUUAGUGCCAUGCUGAACAACCCCGGUUUUAUGAGUAUGGCGGCCAAUCUUGUAAACACACCUGGAUUCGCCAACAUGGCAUCGUCUAUGAUGGGUGCUGGUGCUGGUGCUGCUACUGGUGCUGCUGGCGGCGGUGGUGCUGUUCCCGGACAGUCUGGCGGUGGCUUUAUGCAGACUGCCCAGAGAAUAGCGGAGCAGAUGCAGGAGUCGAAUCCGGAGCUGAUGGAGCAAGUACGCCAGCAGAUGUCUGGUCAAGGCGGCGGUGCGCCUGGUGCACCUGGCCCUGGUUCUCAGUGAGGAGAUAUCACCACUGUCACCGGCUUCCACGCCUGUGUUUCCAACCAGGGUGAAGCGAGUGUGCUGUGUUCGUGGCAGACUGUCGUUGAGAGGAGGAUGCAUUGCCUGCACUCUCACCUACUAGUCGGGCAGUUGAGAACACGUGUUGUGCACCGGGUGUGCGCCUAUGACCAGUACACCAAAUGGCUGUUCCCGUCGUUCUCCCCACCUAGCUGCUUGCACACAGACAUUGCCGACACCAGUGUCUUCUACUGCUGCUGCUGCUGCCCCGGGUAGGGUACCAUCAAGAGACGUGAGAAUAUGUUCUGGGGAAAGUUGGACGACGGCAUCACUCCCGAUUGCUUUAUUGCUUCUUCUGGUACCGCAGCUGUUUUUGUGCUGUGCACAUAAUUUUUUUCUCAAAAGCUGAAUCAACUGUUGUUCAAAUUAUCGCUGCUUCAUGAAAUCGUCAGCCUUUGUUCUGAACACACUAUGUACAUACCGAGUAUUUGUAUUCAGUGUCCGACCAUAUGUACAUGACGCACAAUUAUGCCCCUGGGUAUCUUUCUUUUCCUGCCUCUGCGGCAUAACGUUUAUUAUGCCAUUUGAUGUUUUUGUUUUUUUUGUUUUUAAAUCUUUACCAGUAUGUACAUGAGAGAUAAGCCAAUGUGUCGAAGCA